Molecule: messenger RNA, 1629 nt
Organism: Onychomys torridus (southern grasshopper mouse)
Lineage: Eukaryota; Metazoa; Chordata; Mammalia; Rodentia; Cricetidae
Gene: Mbd3
Product: methyl-CpG binding domain protein 3
Exons: 7
Coding region: 307-1164 (285 amino acids)
Molecular function (GO): DNA binding
Source: RefSeq, a predicted model, not a curated record
GAGCUGGGCGGGGCGGGGCCGGGCUCCGCGGCUGCGCAGACGGGCCCCACGCGCGGGCGGGUGGGCGGAGCGGCCCCCCUAGCGGGGGCUGUGGAGCGCGGGGAGGGGGCCGAGCGGGUGGCACAGCCGGCGCGCGCCCGGCUGGGGGCGGAGGGCGGAGGCCCGCGGGUCGGAACAGCCGCGGCGAGCGGCGGCGGCGGCGGCGGGAACCGAGGCGGCGACGAGCCCGGGGGUCGCGACUGGCGGCGGCACCGGCGGCGGCACCGGCGGCGGCGGGCCCGGAGGCGGGCGGAGAGCCGGGGCGCGAUGGAGCGGAAGAGGUGGGAGUGCCCGGCGCUCCCGCAGGGCUGGGAAAGGGAAGAAGUGCCCAGGAGGUCGGGGCUGUCGGCCGGCCACAGGGAUGUCUUUUACUAUAGCCCCAGCGGGAAGAAGUUCCGCAGCAAGCCACAGCUGGCCCGUUACCUGGGCGGCUCCAUGGACCUCAGCACCUUCGAUUUCCGCACGGGGAAAAUGCUGAUGAACAAGAUGAAUAAGAGCCGCCAGCGCGUGCGCUAUGACUCCUCCAACCAGGUCAAGGGCAAGCCCGACCUGAACACCGCACUGCCUGUACGGCAGACCGCGUCCAUCUUCAAGCAGCCGGUGACCAAGAUCACCAACCACCCCAGCAACAAGGUCAAGAGCGACCCGCAGAAGGCAGUGGACCAGCCGAGGCAGCUGUUCUGGGAGAAGAAGCUGAGCGGCUUGAGUGCCUUCGACAUCGCUGAGGAGCUUGUCAGGACCAUGGACCUGCCCAAGGGCCUGCAGGGGGUGGGCCCCGGCUGCACAGAUGAGACGCUGCUGUCCGCCAUCGCCAGUGCACUGCACACCAGCACGCUGCCCAUCACGGGCCAGCUCUCUGCAGCCGUGGAGAAGAACCCUGGUGUGUGGCUAAACACCGCGCAGCCACUGUGCAAAGCCUUCAUGGUGACUGACGACGACAUCAGGAAGCAGGAGGAGCUGGUGCAGCAGGUGCGCAAGCGCCUGGAGGAGGCGCUGAUGGCCGACAUGCUAGCCCACGUGGAGGAGCUGGCCCGGGAUGGGGAGGCGCCACUGGACAAGGCCUGUGCUGAGGACGAUGAGGACGAGGAUGAGGAGGAUGACGAGCCUGAGCCUGAGCGUGUCUAGCAUAGAUGCUCUGCCACGUCUGGGUCGCGGACUGCCUCGGAUGGCCUUGCAGACUUCCCUCAGCCUUGCCUGGACCAGGUGGGGGCCAGGCCAGCAGGAGGCAGGCCUCCUCCAGCUCCCGGGCCUCAGUGCAGGGAGCCCCUCGUGGGCCUCAGACUCACUUGCCCUGCACUCCUGGCAAGAAGCCCCACAUUGAAAACUGAAGGUUGGGGGCGCAGCUGGGAGGCAGCCUUUACCAUGGUCACCUUCCUGCCUCCUGACCUAGGAAGACGCCCUGCUACAAGCUUUGUUGGGCCACUGGAGGAAGGUUCUGGAAACACGCCUGGCCGUUCCUGUCUUUCAGCGUCACAGGCCAGGGUCUGGACUGCUACCAGGGUCUCAAGGUCACCAGCCUCUCCGAGCUAGGGCCAGCAGCCAGCCAGAAACUUGCUUUCCUUCAAUAAACCGAUGGUAGGAACUUCUCAG